Messenger RNA from Aplosporella prunicola CBS 121167, 348 nucleotides. RefSeq lists its product as uncharacterized. Bases 1 to 348 code for a protein of 115 amino acids. NCBI's taxonomy places the organism in Eukaryota, Fungi, Ascomycota, Dothideomycetes, Botryosphaeriales, Aplosporellaceae. The record is from RefSeq and is a predicted model, not a curated record. The transcript has a single exon.
AUGCUCGAGAAAAUCCACGAAUGCAUCCAGAAACAUGUCGACUGUCAAAACGAGAUGAACCCUGUCCUACCAACACGUCUCCUAGACAUUGGAACAGAAAAAGAGCCGAAAGUCAGACUGCAUGAGACGGUAGGAGAGCGAGGAAAAUACGCAGCCCUCACCUAUAGAUGGGGCAAGAACAUCCUGGUCACAACCACGAAGAGCAUACUCGCGGCAAGGAAAACGGCUAUCGCGUGGUUAGACCUUUCACCCACAUUCCAAGACGCCAUAAAGUUCAGCCGGAUGCUAGACCUGCGUUACUUGUGGAUCGAUUCUCUUUGCAUCAUUCAAGGUGAUGCGGAUGACUAG